This is a messenger RNA of Penicillium soppii, 1578 nucleotides long. RefSeq names its product transcriptional regulator family: Zinc finger MIZ-type. Gene Ontology annotation, molecular function: SUMO ligase activity; zinc ion binding. The record is from RefSeq and is a predicted model, not a curated record. The annotation marks the transcript as partial. Gene Ontology annotation, biological process: protein sumoylation. The transcript is spliced from 6 exons. NCBI's taxonomy places the organism in Eukaryota, Fungi, Ascomycota, Eurotiomycetes, Eurotiales, Aspergillaceae.
AUCAUGGCGAGCCAACACUCAGAUGUUCCGACACUGACAGCGUUCAUCAAAACCCUGACAAAUCCACAACUGAAGGAUUUGUUAAGGUAUGAGGGCCUCCAGGUGUCUGGGGUGAAGGCUGCCCUGCAGUUCCGUAUUAUUCAUCGACUCCAAAAUCUCGCAGAAUCAGACACUGUCAGUUAUGAUGCCCUAGCCACGCGCAUCCGUGCUACUGCUUUCCCCAAUUCCGCUCCAUACGCACCGCAUCCUGGACCCCAGUACCAGCCUCCACCUGUCUCUCAGUCUCCUGCACAGACUAGAUCUGCACCCCUUGGGAUCCCCAUGUCACCUCACCCAUACACUCCUGGGCCGAGUGCUCCUGUUAUGAAAGCCCCAGCUGCAAAGUCCCCAGGACCUUUGACCUUCAAAGAGAGCCCAUUCUAUACCAUUGUGGAUUCUCUGACUCCAGUUGUGGAAUGCAAAAUUCGUGAACAAACAAGAGAUAGUGUCGAACUAAAGGUUAUGUUGUCCCAAGCAGUGGCUUACAGGCUGCAGACGGACCCCAACAGUCGAGUGAUGGUUUAUUGCGCGGGAGACUCGGGUCUGACACAAUUUACCAAAUCGGACAUCGCCUUCCCACAUCAAGUCGAGCUCAAGGUGAACCUUGAUGAAGUCAAAGCCAACUUGAGGGGCUUGAAAAACAGACCAGGUACCACGCAGCCUGCAGAUGUCACCAAUUAUAUCCGCAAGAAAGCCCAUUACCCAAACAAUAUCGUCAUGACGUAUGCCUUAACACAAAAAAAAUUCUUCGCCCUUGCCAACCUUGUUCAGCAGAAUCCGAUUGAGGAUCUCGUAUCGCAGUUAAAGACAAGGAGAAUUAUCUCGAAGGAACAAGUCAUCCGCGAAAUGAAAAACCGUGCCAGUGAUCAGGACAUCGUUGCUACCUCGAGUGUCAUGUCACUCAAGUGCCCUCUAUCUACACUUCGGAUUCAGGUGCCUUGUCGCUCCAUCGUUUGCACGCACAACCAGUGCUUCGAUGCAUCUUCGUUUCUCGAGCUGCAAAAGCAAGCCCCGACUUGGACAUGUCCAGUUUGCUCAAAAUCGACUAGCUUUGAGUCUUUGCAGGUUGACCAAUACGUCGAUGAUAUUCUCCAGUCUACUUCAUCAAGCAUUGACCAAGUCACUGUUGAACCAGAUGGUGUAUGGUCAAACCCCACCGACUCUGACUUGACAAAGUUGGGUGGAAUGACCCCAUCGUCAGACGAUGACGAUGACGACCUGAUCGAAAUCACUGAGCCAGGGCUUCCUUCUGUAAAACAGGAACCUGGACUCCCAAGUAUUGCUUUGGAGCGGACACCCGCUCAAUCCCAAUCACGAGAAGCUUCAACCCCCUCAUCCGUCAUGCGUAUGUCGAGCAAGAAGCGACCUGUGUCUCAGGUCAUCGAUCUCACCGAAAGUGGCGACGAAGAUGAAUCUCCUGCUCCACCUGCCAAACGUUUCGCUCCAAACUUACCCUCUCGAUCUGUUCCCCGACAGGACUAUCAUAACCCACUUGCCAGCAGCCCCCUGAUCGGCGAUUCAUACCCUCCUUCAAAUUAG